Messenger RNA from Penaeus chinensis, 1188 nucleotides. Its product is annotated as NADH dehydrogenase [ubiquinone] 1 alpha subcomplex assembly factor 3-like. The transcript has 5 exons. Gene Ontology annotation, biological process: mitochondrial respiratory chain complex I assembly. Gene Ontology annotation, cellular component: mitochondrial inner membrane. NCBI's taxonomy places the organism in Eukaryota, Metazoa, Arthropoda, Malacostraca, Decapoda, Penaeidae. The coding region runs from base 360 to 947 and encodes 195 amino acids. The record is from RefSeq and is a predicted model, not a curated record.
CUCCGUUGCGUAAACCCCCGACGUAAACAAAACGUGAGAGAAAUUUCCAGUGAAUUACAGUUUUAAAACAUUCUUUAAAUAUUCUUGAAGUAAAGGAGACUAUUAGAAAAGAGAUAAGGACAAAGAAAGAAGAGGGAAUAUAGAUCCAGGGGAUAUAGACCUGUACAAUAGUCUAAAACCCGAUAAAAGAAGAGAGAAGAAAGAAGAAGAAGAUAUUUCCGGCGAUUUUUUUCUUCCUUUCUCUCUCUCUCUCUCUCUCGCUCUCUCCAAUUUUUUUUUUUUUUUUUUUUUUGUUAAUUUAGGUCGUUUUUCGUUUGUGUUUUGUGAUAUAUUGCGGUUUUUUUUUGAGAGAGAGAGAGAUGCUGCGUCAGGCGAUGAGUUCAGCGGCGAGAGUGGCUUCUCAGAGACAGAGGUUGGGAAUCCAGUUACUUCAGCCAAGAUGUUACCAGUCAACUAGCAUUGAUGAGGACAAGACAACAGCUACUAUUUUAAACCAGGAGACAGAUUCUGGGCUCAUGGUAGAUGCAUACAGCCAGGACGGAUUCAGACUAAAUAAUGGGAUGAAAGUGUUAGGCCCCAUUGCUAUAUUCCCUAAAUCCAUUCUUAGUUGGAAGGUGAAAUCUGCAGAGGAUAUCAAUGAAGAUUCACUGUCUCUCUUUCACAUGUUGGUACCUAAAAUUGAUCUUUUAGUGAUUGGUGUAGGAGACAAAGGGAAUAAAGUUGAUCCUCGUGUCGUGCACUACAUGAAGAAUAAAGGCAUUACAUUAGAAAUAUUACCCACUGAAACUGCCUGCACAACGUUUAACUUCCUGAAUCAAGAGAGGCGAUAUGUAGCUGGUGCUUUCCUCCCUCCAAUUGCUCUACGUAUAACUGACGAGGACAUGGUACAGUCGCAGAGGAGGAGAAAUAAGCUGUUUUUGUCACAAGAAGAAGAUUCUGUAUUUUAGUUAAUGCUAGUUCAGUGAUAUGUUAAAAUAUGGUGUGUGGAGAGUUGAAAAUACUUUUUUUUUUUUUUUAUCCAUGCAGAGGGCUUAUUAAAGCACUCUCAUCUUACUACUGUUGUAUCUGCAGUGAGAUUUUUACUGGCAUAGGUCUUGAAAUUUGUAGAUAAUGACAUGAAAAAUUUAUUUAUGAAAAUUUGAUGUAUGUAUAUCUGUAACUAAUGUAAAUAAAUGUAGCCUUUCUUUA